ACGGCGCGAGAUCCCGCUGAGGAGAGACGAGCUCCUGUACUGAUUUUGUUUUGUUCGCACAGCUGAUUUGGAAUAAAUCCUGCUCCACUGGCAAAACAGCGGUGAAUCCCAUCUCAUCUGUUCACACAACACAACGCAGAGUUUGAUCACCGUGAGACAAGAGAGGGUCGGCUAGACCGGCUACAGUGGUGCCGUGACCCGGAUUCACUCCGCUCCAGGCUGGUUCAUCGUCAUGGCGGUUCCUGGAGCUGUGGAUCAACAUCAGCUUGGUCACCAGAGCUGAAGUGGACGGAGAGCAUCUACGACAUGGGAUUGUUGUCGAUUCUUGCUGUUGCUGCUGGUGCAGGUGCUUCGGUUACCGUGGCUCCAGUGGUUCUUGGAGCGAUCGGGUUCACCUCAGCUGGGAUAGCGGCAGGAUCCUAUGCUGCAGGCAUGAUGUCAAGCGCGGCCAUCGCUAAUGGAGGUGGGGUGGCAGCGGGGAGCCUGGUGGCUGUCUUACAGUCUGCUGGAAUGGCUGGUCUGUCAGGCACUGCCUCUGCAGCUGUGGCCGGUGCAGGUGCGACUGUUGGAGGACUCGUUGCAAUGAUCAUAUGAUACCAAAGUUUUUUUGUCAAACGGAUACAACUAUUAGUUAUUAAUACAGGAGAACCUUUGUUCAUACAAAGGUGUUCACACGAAAAUCACAAUAAA
Molecule: messenger RNA, 690 nt
Organism: Doryrhamphus excisus (bluestripe pipefish)
Lineage: Eukaryota; Metazoa; Chordata; Actinopteri; Syngnathiformes; Syngnathidae
Source: RefSeq, a predicted model, not a curated record